Ylistrum balloti is the source of this 1017-nucleotide messenger RNA. Its product is annotated as DNA-directed RNA polymerase II subunit RPB1-like. The transcript has a single exon. Lineage: Eukaryota; Metazoa; Mollusca; Bivalvia; Pectinida; Pectinidae. The record is from RefSeq and is a predicted model, not a curated record. The coding region runs from base 1 to 1017 and encodes 338 amino acids.
AUGAAGACACUAGACCACCAUCUCGUCCGUCGCAUUUAUUUGUACCAGGGACCCCAAAAAACCCGACUCUGUUACACAAGUCUUCACGAAGAUAAAACAUUCUGUACAUGGACUAGCUCAAGACUUCACGAAGAUAAAACAUCUUGUACAUGGACUAGCCCAAGACUUCACGAAGAUAAAACUUCCAGUACAUGGACUAGCCCAAGACUUAACGGCGAUAAAACAACCUAUACAUGGACUAGCCCAAGUCUUCACGAAGAUAAUACAUCCUGUACAUGGACUACCCCAAGAUUUCACGAAAAUAAAACAUCUCGUGCAUGGACUAGCUCAAGACUUCACGAAGAUAAAACUUCCUGUACAUGGACUAGCCCAAGACUUAACGGCGAUAAAACAACCUAUACAUGGACUAGCCCAAGACUUCACGAAGAUAAAACAUCCUGUGCAUGGACUAGCCCAAGUCUUCACGAAGAUAAAACAUCUUGUACAUGGACUAGCCCAAGAUUUCACGAAAAUAAAACAUCUCGUGCAUGGACUAGCCCAAGACUUCACGAAGAUAAAACAUUCUGUACAUGGACUAGCCCAAGUCUUCACGAAGAUAAAACAUCCUGUGCAUGGACUAGCCCAAGUCUUCACGAAGAUAAAACAUCUUGUACAUGGACUAGCCCAAGAUUUCACGAAAAUAAAACAUCUCGUGCAUGGACUAGCCCAAGACUUCACGAAGAUAAAACAUCCUGUGCAUGGACUAGCCCAAGUCUUCACGAAGAUAAAACAUCCUGUGCAUGGACUAGCCCAAGACUUCACGAAGAUAAAACAUCCUGUGCAUGGACUAGCCCAAGUCUUCACGAAGAUAAAACAUCCUGUACAUGGACUAGUCCAAGUCUUCACGAAGAUAAAAAAAAAUCACGUACAUGGACUACCCCAAGACUUAACGGCAAUAUAACAACGAGAAGCCAAAGGGCACGUGACUUGUGUAUUAAAUUACGUAUAAAGGACACAUACUAUUUUAUCAAGCGCUAG